AUGAAUAUCAAUUCAACUUUCAUACCUGAUAAACCAGGCGAUAUAAUUAUUAGUUAUUCAAUUCCAGGAUUAGAUCAACCAAUUCAAAUUCCUUUCCAUUCAUUAGAUUCAUUUCAAACCGAUCAAGCUAAAAUAGCUUUAGUCAUGGGGAUAACUAUUGGGAGUUGUUCAAUGACAUUAAUUUUUUUGAUUUCUAUAAUGUAUAAAACUAAUAAAUUAACAAAUUUAAAAUUAAAAUUAAAAUUAAAAUAUAUCUUGCAAUGGAUAAAUCAAAAAAUCUUCACCAAAAAAAGGAAUGACAACAAACAACAACAACAACAACAACAACAACAAAUUGAAUCAUCAUCAUAUAACAAUACUACUACUACUACGCUGGGGAGUUAUAAAUUAUUUUUAUUUUAUCUUAAUUCAUUGAUUUUAUUAAUUGGUAUUAUUCGAUCAGGUUGUUAUUUAAAUUAUAAUUUAGGUCCAUUAAAUUCACUUAGUUUUGUAUUUACUGGUUGGUAUGAUGGAUCAUCAUUUAUAUCAUCCGAUGUAACUAAUGGAUUUAAAUGUAUUUUAUAUGCUUUAGUGGAAAUUUCAUUAGGUUUCCAAGUUUAUGUGAUGUUCAAAACUUCAAAUUUAAAAAUUUGGGGGAUAAUGGCAUCAUUAUUAUCAAUUGGUUUAGGAUUGAUUGUUGUUGCCUUUCAAAUCAAUUUAACAAUUUUAUCUCAUAUUCGAUUUUCCCGGGCUAUAUCAACUAACAGAAGUGAAGAAGAAUCAUCAUCAUCAUUAUCAUCUGAUUCGGUUGGGUAUGUGAUUAAUUCAAUAUGGAUGGAUUUACCAACAAUAUUAUUUUCCAUUAGUAUUAAUAUAAUGACAAUAUUAUUGAUUGGUAAACUUAUAAUUGCUAUUAGAACAAGACGUUAUUUAGGAUUGAAACAAUUUGAUAGUUUCCAUAUUUUAUUAAUUGGUUUCAGUCAAACAUUAAUUAUUCCUUCAAUUAUUUUGGUGGUUCAUUAUUUUUAUUUAUCACAAAAUAAAGAUUCUUUAUUACAACAAAUUAGUCUUUUAUUGAUUAUUUUAAUGUUACCAUUAAGUUCUUUAUGGGCUCAAACUGCUAAUAAUACUCAUAAUAUUAAUUCAUCUCCAAGUUUAUCAUUCAUAUCUCGUCAUCAUCUGUUUGAUAGUAGUCGUAGUGGUGGUUCCAAUACAAUUGUUAGUAAUGGUGGUAGUAAUGGUGGUGGUGGUGGUGGGAAUUUCCCUGUUUCAGGUAUUGAUGCACAAUUACCACCUGAUAUUGAAAAAAUCUUACAUGAAGAUAAUAAUUAUAAAUUACUUAAUAGUAAUAAUGAAAGUGUAAAUGAUGGAGAUAUUAUCAUUAAUGAUGAAGGUAUGAUUACUAAACAAAUCACCAUCAAAAGAGUGUAA
Molecule: messenger RNA, 1410 nt
Organism: Candida albicans SC5314
Lineage: Eukaryota; Fungi; Ascomycota; Pichiomycetes; Serinales; Debaryomycetaceae
Gene: STE2
Product: alpha-factor pheromone receptor
Exons: 1
Coding region: 1-1410 (469 amino acids)
Biological process (GO): G protein-coupled receptor signaling pathway
Cellular component (GO): G protein-coupled receptor homodimeric complex; membrane
Molecular function (GO): pheromone binding; mating-type factor pheromone receptor activity
Source: RefSeq, a predicted model, not a curated record